Corvus hawaiiensis (hawaiian crow) is the source of this 1212-nucleotide messenger RNA. RefSeq names its product YjeF N-terminal domain containing 3 (gene YJEFN3). Lineage: Eukaryota; Metazoa; Chordata; Aves; Passeriformes; Corvidae. Gene Ontology annotation, cellular component: mitochondrion. The record is from RefSeq and is a predicted model, not a curated record. The coding region runs from base 175 to 1143 and encodes 322 amino acids. The transcript is spliced from 6 exons. Gene Ontology annotation, molecular function: NAD(P)HX epimerase activity.
GGGAUGGGAUGGGAUGGGAUGGGAUGGGAUGGGAUUUUUCUGGCAGGUUUAUCAGCACAGCCGAGGGAUGGGAUGUGGGAAUGGGGGAACCGGGAUCUUGCUGGGGGCCGGGUGGAAUGAGCAGGGAGUGCUGCACCCAAGGGGGUUUUGGGCUGGUCCGUGGGGACAGCCUGGAUGGGCUGGGACCACCCUACAGCCUGGAACCCAAAACCCAGGACCCCAACCCGGCCCCCUCCACCUCCCCCGUGGCGGUGCCGGGUCCCCUCCCGGUGCUGCCUCUGGGCGGGGUGUGACGGCUCCCCCAGACCGGCGCAGGGCGGGGGCCGGAGCCCCGCAGCUCCGCUCGGUUCCCCCGGUGCCACCGGGAUCCCGGCCCCGGCCCGGCUCCCGGGAGGGCUCAGAUUCCCUCCCGGCGGCCCCGGCGGGCGCUGGAGGCGGCCCAGGUUCCACCCGCGCAGCAAGGCGGAGGCGGACGCCAUGGAGAAGGAGCUGCUGGAGGAUUAUCGCUUCGGGCGGCAGCAGCUGAUCGAGAUCUGGGGACACGCCUGUGCCGUGGCUGUCACCAAGGCGUUCCCGCUGCCGUCGCUGCCGCGGAAGCAGCCCACGGUGCUCGUGGUGUGCGGGCCGGCGCAGAACGGGGCCAUCGGGCUGGUGUGCGCUCGCCACCUCCGCAGCUUUGAUUACGAGCCCACCAUCUUCUACCCCAAGCGCUCCCCGGACCCGCUGUACCGCGAUUUCACCACGCAGUGCGAGAAGAUGGACAUCCCCUUCCUGUCCUACCUGCCCACCGAGGUGCAGCUCAUCAACGACGCCUACAACGCCGUGGUGGACGCGGUGCUGGGAGCCGAGGCCGAGGUGGCCGAGGGGACAGAGCCGUGCGCGGCCAUCCUGGCCACCCUCAAGCACAUCCGCAUCCCCAUCGUCAGCCUGGAUGUCCCCUCAGGGUGGGCGGCCGAGGCGGGUGGCAGCGGUGGGAUCAGCCCCGAUGUCCUGGUGUCGCUGGCGGCCCCCAAGGAGUGCGCGCGGCGCUUCCUGGGCCGGCAGCACUUCGUGGCCGGGCGCUUCCUGCCCUACGACGUGCAGAGAAAGUUCGAGCUCAACCCCCCCGAGUACCCCGGCACCGAGUGCGUGGUGGCCCUGUGACCCCCAAAUAAAGCUCUGGUGGCCCUGGGACCCCAAAAUAAAGCUCUGGUGGCCCUGGGACCCCAAAAU